UGCAUGUACAACGAGCGCAGUUGUUGAAACGGCGUCAGUGGUUUUAGCGUGCUGAAGUGCGACGUUGUAACGCUACUCUGAAUUAUACAGUGUACCAAUAACAACAGCAGACACCAUGACUGACAGAAAGGCAGUGAUAAAGAAUGCUGAUAUGUCUGAAGACAUGCAGCAGGAUGCUGUGGACUGUGCCACACAGGCCAUGGAGAAGUACAAUAUAGAGAAAGACAUUGCUGCCUACAUCAAAAAGGAGUUUGAUAAGAAGUACAACCCGACAUGGCAUUGCAUUGUGGGACGAAACUUUGGCAGCUAUGUGACUCAUGAAACAAAGCACUUCAUCUACUUCUACCUUGGUCAAGUGGCCAUUCUGCUUUUCAAGUCAGGCUGAGAAUCGACAGUCACUUUCCAUCACAAAUGUUUUGAGCUUUAGCUCCAAAUCUGGACUGGGAUGUACUGAAGACUGAGGCCACAUCUCUUACACACUAUACAUAAAACAUAACAUACACUCACACAUGAGAGAAUAGCUAUGAAGGCUGUGCAUAAGCGCAUGGACCGUGUACAAUAUUUGAUUUGUAUAUGUUGCAAUACAAUUGCUUUUCUGUAGUUGCUCCUGAGUUAAAGCAACUGUUUUUGUGAGUAUUUUUUUCGAAGUUGCAUUUUCUUUUUGCACUGAAGUUGUACAAAAUGCUUUGACUGCUGCCUUUAAGUAAUAUUAAAGAAUGAUUCAUCAUG
Molecule: messenger RNA, 729 nt
Organism: Trichomycterus rosablanca
Lineage: Eukaryota; Metazoa; Chordata; Actinopteri; Siluriformes; Trichomycteridae
Gene: dynll2b
Product: dynein, light chain, LC8-type 2b
Exons: 3
Coding region: 116-385 (89 amino acids)
Biological process (GO): microtubule-based process
Cellular component (GO): cytoplasmic dynein complex
Molecular function (GO): dynein intermediate chain binding
Source: RefSeq, a predicted model, not a curated record